AUGAUGGACAUGUCUGCCAACGACGGGUCAAUUGUGGGCCUCCCAGUGGACGCCAAGAGUUCGAGCAGUGAUGAAGAAGAAGAAACUCAACAACAGCAGCGAGAGCAACAGCCAUCCGUUCCGGCAAACAUUCAAGAACAGGAGCAAAAAGAAAUCAAAGACGAGACUCGUUCUUUGGCUUUGAAUGGGAACAUGACAACACCUGAAUUGUUGGCAUCGUCACAGGAAACUAAAUUGGCAUUGCCAACAACAGAAAAUGGAAAGGAGCCUCUAGUCAUCAAGGAUCCUGUACGUCCUGGUGCUGUUGCGAACGACGACGGAAAAUUUGCAGAUGCCGACGAAGAUGAACAACCUAAUAUUAUGACGACCAUUGAGACAAGCAGUGCUCCAUCGACUCCCUUGCCUCAAACAGAGCCAGAAAACUCAUGCCACACGCCUUCAAUGAAUGUCGACCAUGCGACCCCAAUACUGAUUCCAAGAACAUCGCCAGCUAUUGACGGCACGAAAGAUCCUAGCACUCCGCCAACUUCAGCGUCUCCCCCUCUUCAAACUGACAAAGAACCAGUCCUCAUCAAUGGCACAGCAGCCAACCAGGAACAAUUAUCAUUGGAAGAACGAGUGCAAGAAUUGGAGACUAAAUUGGCAACGUUGUCAAGGAUGCUACAGCAACAACAACGUCUCUCGUCGAGAAACUUGCUGGUUCGAUCUCCCUCUGGACAACAAAAACCACAAUCCAUGCUAUCAGCGCCACGUUUGCCAGGAAUUCCACUCAUGGAAGAUAUUGAAUUUCCACACACGCAAUACAACAACAACAACAACAAUGCGUCCAGCAGCAAUGAAAACAGUGUUGGAACCAAAUCUCCACCCGAGAUUGUCACCCACGGUCCCCUCUCUUCCGCUAAAACAACACGAAAAGGACUGGUUCCGUACUUGGAAUCCCCUGCUCCCAUUGAAGAUAGUAGAGCUCUGGGAGGAAAGUUGACCCAACACCAGCGAAAACGAUUGAGUUUCUGCCUUCUCUACGAUGGCAACGAAGAUAAUUUGAACAGAGCGGAUGACGACAACCAAGUUGUCGUACGUUCCCACUUGGUUCGCAGGGAUGAUGACGACGACGACCAUGCCAAUAACCCGUACAGCGACCAGCACAAUAGUCCUAUCCAUAGCGAGAAUCUCAGCAAUGGAGUAAAUGGCGAUGGUGUAAUGACGGAAACUGAAGCAUCCUCUCCUCACCCACUCCUUAAAGACAACAACAAUAACUUGCAGGAUGGUUCUGCCAACAACAACAAUAAAAACAUGCAGCAACAAAGCAUAUCCAAUGAUGGUGGUGCCAUAGUCAGCAACUCUGGAGACCCGCGGCACCAUGCUGGUGGUACUAUGCAGAAAGACAAGACUACAGUCGCCUCUUCCAAUAAGACAGGCACUCCCACAACAACCAAGAAGGAGGACUUGGCAGAUGCGUCGCAAAAGUCGGUAGAAUCACUCAAAAAACAGCAACAAGCACUCGGGUUUCCGACUGGUAGCAGCAGCAAGGGCACAAAGGAAGAUACCACUUCACCCAAAGUGGGAGGUCGUGUCAGUAAUCUUCUGCCACCCCCAAACUUGUCGAAAGAUAAACGCAACAAGUGGUUGGACCAUUUGAACUCGUUUCAGCAAAGCAAUCAUGACGUCGAUCUGCAGAUGCAGGAGUUUAUCAAGGUUCCAGGUGCGGUCGAAAAGACACUGACAUCAGGUUUCAUAAUCUGCCUUGAUUCCUUUUUGUACGUCUGCACCAUUUUGCCCAUUCGAUUCGUUUGGAGCUGCGUGCUCUUGUCCCUGCACUACUUUUUCAAAUGGACCAAGAAACCGGCUGGAAACCUCCAGUUUCAUCGAAGGCACACCUAUCAAUUGAUACAGGUUGGCAUCUGCCUGUUCAACUAUACCUACGUCUUGCUUCCGAUUAGUAUCGGCAAGCUGUAUCAUUGGAUCCGCGGACAGGCCAUGAUCAAGCUCUAUGUCCUCAUUGCAAUGGUGGAAGUCUUUGACAGGCUCAUGUGUUCGUUGGGACAGGACUGUCUGGAUAGCUUGUACUGGAACACCACACGGAGACCCCGGAGUACUCGCAUGUUCAUCAGUGUUUCUGUGGUGAUGGUCUACACAGCAGUUCAUUCCUUGAUUUUGUUCAUACAUGUCUGUACGCUGUCUGUCGCAAUGAACAGCGCAGAUGAGGCAUUGAUUGCCCUUCUCAUUGGAGGGAACUUUGCAGAAAUCAAAUCAACAGUGUUCAAGAAAUACAACAAACCCAGUCUCUUCAAGAUCGUGGCAAGUGACAUUUGUGAAAGGUUCAAGCUGGCUUUGUUUCUCAGCCUCGUGCUAUUGCUCAAUUUCUGUCAAGGAAUGGACAGUCGGAAAAUGAGUGAUUACCAACGAAUUGCCGGCCUUGUGUACAUGAGUGAAUUGCUAUGUGACUGGCUCAAGCACGCAUUCAUUACCAAGUUCAACUUCAUCCCAAGCACCGUCUAUCCAGAGUUUAGUCUUUUGUUGGCGGGUGACGUGACAGGGAUCGGGCACGAAGGUGUCAAUCUUGACGUCAGCCACGCUGUGGUAAAAAGGAUUGGGUUUGCUCAGAUGCCCUUGGUCUGUGUCAUGGCAAGGCUCGUCACCGAGGCUGCCAAGUAUAUGUCCAUGCGAACUGAUAGCAAUGCUGUACCGUCUUUUGUAAUUGUACUCGGUGCUGUCGUUGCCUGGAUCAUUUUGUUGGUUCUGAAGACAUGCUUGGGUGCAUAUCUACAACGAACGUCCCUCGCCAAGCUCCAUGCUGCACCCGAGCUGUCACAGACACCGCUGAAAGUCAAACAAAAAUAG
Molecule: messenger RNA, 2841 nt
Organism: Seminavis robusta
Lineage: Eukaryota; Bacillariophyta; Bacillariophyceae; Naviculales; Naviculaceae
Source: the annotation of a GenBank genome assembly